UUAUUUAGCAGAUUUCAUUCUUCGUGAUAGUGAUAUUUCAAAAAAUAUUAUUUACAUCAUAAAAAUAAUAUCAAAAUGGUAUUGGAAAGUACUAUGAUUUGUGUGGACAACAGUGAUUAUAUGAGAAAUGGCGAUUUUCUUCCUACAAGAUUACAAGCUCAACAAGAUGCUGUUAAUUUGGUAUGUCACUCCAAAACAAGAUCAAAUCCAGAAAAUAAUGUUGGAUUACUGACUUUAGCAAAUGUGGAAGUUCUAGCCACAUUAACAAGCGAUGUUGGUCGAAUAUUAUCAAAGCUUCACCGUGUUCAGCCUAACGGUGAUAUAAAUAUUUUGACGGGCAUAAGGAUUGCCCAUUUAGCACUUAAACACCGUCAAGGAAAAAAUCAUAAAAUGCGUAUUGUAGUUUUCGUUGGAUCACCAAUAAACACUGAUGAGAAGGAACUCGUCAAGUUAGCUAAACGCCUAAAGAAAGAAAAAGUCAACUGUGACGUCAUCUCUUUUGGUGAGGAUUCUGAUAAUAAUCCUCUGUUGACUUCCUUUGUAAAUACUCUGAAUGGCAAAGAUAAUACAUCCGGUGGAAGUCAUUUAGUUUCUGUACCUGCUGGUGGCUGUGUUGUUCUCUCAGAGGCUUUGAUCUCUAGUGCUGUUAUUGGUGGGGAUGGUGCAGGACCAUCAGGUUCUGGUUUGUCACCCUUCGAAUUUGGCGUUGAUCCCAACGAAGACCCAGAACUUGCUCUUGCUCUAAGAGUGUCCAUGGAAGAGCAAAGGCAACGCCAAGAAGAAGAGUCUCGACGUCAACAGGCGAAUGUAGAGGGUGAAGAGGGCAAAACUGCUGAAGCUCCAAAUCCCGGAGUAGAAAGAGCUAUGGCUAUGCCUCUCGGACGAGAAGCUAUGGAAUUGUCUGAAGAAGAACAGAUUGCUCUUGCUAUGCAAAUGAGCAUGCAACAAGAAGCACCUCAGACUGAAGAGAGCAUGGAUGUGUCUGAAGAAUAUGCAGAAGUAAUGAAUGAUCCAGCAUUUCUGCAAAGUGUAUUAGAGAACCUUCCUGGAGUUGACCCACAGAGUGAAGCCAUACGAAAUGCUAUGUCCACCAUCAAAAAGGACAAAGAUGAAAAAGAUGACAAAGAUCAAAAAGAAAAAGAUGGAAAAGGCUCAGGUUCAAAAGAAAACUAAACAUGCUUUUCAAUUUUUUUAUUUAUACAAAGUGUGAUUGGUAAUUUCCAGAGUCCGCAGUAAUAUCAUUGUCACUUUUUAAGUUUAGAACAUAAAUAUAUUGAUUUACAAUAGA
Messenger RNA from Vanessa atalanta (red admiral), 1288 nucleotides. RefSeq names its product 26S proteasome non-ATPase regulatory subunit 4 (gene Rpn10). Lineage: Eukaryota; Metazoa; Arthropoda; Insecta; Lepidoptera; Nymphalidae. Gene Ontology annotation, molecular function: polyubiquitin modification-dependent protein binding. Gene Ontology annotation, cellular component: proteasome regulatory particle, base subcomplex; nucleus; cytosol. Gene Ontology annotation, biological process: proteasome-mediated ubiquitin-dependent protein catabolic process. The record is from RefSeq and is a predicted model, not a curated record. Bases 76 to 1173 code for a protein of 365 amino acids. The transcript has a single exon.